Molecule: messenger RNA, 3883 nt
Organism: Periophthalmus magnuspinnatus
Lineage: Eukaryota; Metazoa; Chordata; Actinopteri; Gobiiformes; Gobiidae
Gene: ttll7
Product: tubulin tyrosine ligase-like family, member 7
Exons: 20
Coding region: 110-2881 (923 amino acids)
Biological process (GO): microtubule cytoskeleton organization; protein polyglutamylation
Cellular component (GO): cilium
Molecular function (GO): tubulin binding; tubulin-glutamic acid ligase activity
Source: RefSeq, a predicted model, not a curated record
ACCAGACCAAGAGUGCAAGGGCCUCUGGGUGGUUUGAGAGCCCUUUGAGGUCUGCUUGUCGAGCCUGGCACACAGCUUGGCUCGCUUCUUCUCUCUUCAAGAUCCUGAGAUGCCCUCACCUUCCAAUGACGGAGAUCAAGGAGCAUCCCCCGUGAACGUGCCAUCUGUAGGCUCCUACCAGAGUAGUGGGAAGAGGAAAGUGCACGGCAAAAAGAAGAAAGGCACCAUCACAGCAAAUGUCGCUGGCACUAAAUAUGAGAUCGUGCGUGCCGUCAUUUGUGAGAUGGACUUCAUCAAGGCUCGGGAUGAGGAUGAAACAGCUAACCUCAUAUGGAAUGACUCUGCUGUGCAACAUGAGAAAAUCGCUGAGCUCAGGAACUAUCAGAGAAUUAACCACUUCCCAGGCAUGGGUGAAAUUUGCCGGAAAGAUUGUCUAGCAAGAAACAUGUCCAAAAUGAUCAAGUGCCAGCCUCAAGAGUACAGCUUCAUCCCCAAAACAUGGAUCUUUCCUGCAGAGUACACCCAGUUCCAAAACUAUGUCAAAGAACUACGAAGAAAACGCAAGCAGAAAACCUUUAUCAUCAAACCUGCCAAUGGAGCAAUGGGUCAUGGGAUCUCACUUAUUCGUAACUGUGAGAAACUGCCAGCCCAGGAGCACUUCAUUGUACAAGAGUAUCUGGACAAGCCUUUUCUUAUGGAGGGCUACAAGUUUGACCUCCGCAUUUACAUUCUCGUUACGUCAUGUGACCCGCUCCGUAUCUUCCUCUACAACGAUGGCCUAGUGCGCAUGGGGACAGAGAAGUACCACGCACCCAGCGAAGCCAAUCUGAGCCAACUCUAUAUGCAUCUUACCAACUACUCUGUCAACAAACACAAUGAGAAUUUUGAGCGCGAUGAGACGGUGGACAAAGGCAGCAAGAGAUCCAUCAGCUGGUUCACUGAGUUCCUCCGUGCCAAUGAUUAUGAUGUGGCCAAGUUCUGGGGAGACAUUUCUGAGCUUGUGGUGAAGACUCUGAUUGUAGCCGAGCCCCAUGUGCUCCACGCCUACCGCAUGUGUCGCCCCGGUCAGCCACCAGGGAGCGACAGUGUCUGCUUCGAGGUGCUGGGCUUUGACAUCAUCCUGGACCGCAAACUCAAGCCCUGGCUUUUAGAGAUCAAUCGAGCUCCGAGCUUUGGCACCGAUCAGAGGAUUGAUUACGACGUGAAGAGGGGAGCUCUCCUCAACGCUCUCCAGCUCCUCAACAUCAGAGCAAGUGAUAAAAAGCGAAACCUGGCUCAGCAGAAGGCCGAAGCCCAGAGACGGCUGUACGGACACGGCUCCAUGAAGAAGCUCUCAGCCUCCUCCUCUGACUGGGAGAAGCAGCGCCACACACUGGAGCGGAGGAGAGAGGAGCUGAAAGAGAGGCUGGCACAGGUCCGCAAGCAAAUAUCCCGAGAGGAACAUGAAAGGCUACAUCUUGGGAACUACAGACGUAUUUACCCCCCAGAUGACAAGCUCCUGCUGGAGAAGUAUGAAAGCCUGCUCUCUGCUGCCUUUCAGACCUUCCUAGCCGGGCGCGCUGCCUCACUUCAAAAGGAAAUGAAUAAUCCUCUGAAACGAAUGAAGGAGGAAGACAUCCUGGACCUGUUGGAGCAGUGUGAGCUGGACGAUGAGAAGUUAAUGGGCAAGUCCCCAAGGCAACGUGGCCCAAGGCCUUUGACCGCCAUGCCAGAGUCCAUCCAGUCCCUUAGAAGGCAGCGGCCGGAUUACCUGGGAGAUUUCACCAGUGCCAGCAGCGCCGACAACACCUGCUCUUCCUCUGACGAUGAGGAGGAGGACCAGAGGAAGACUGGAGGAAGGAGAGGAGUGGAGAAGAAGAAAGUGUCAUAUGAUCUAGGAGACGACAAGGAGAAACACUUGGCAGAGCGAGCAGGCCGAAUGCACUGGAAACCACCAAUCAAGUCUCUCAAAGCUGCUCCCGCCCCCUCUGCCUCGCCGACUCUGACUGGACCAAUCAGACGCUCCAUCUCUUGUCCCCGCUCCAUCGCCUCACUUUCAUCACCCAGUGAGGUGCGAUCUCUCUCGUCCAGGCCGUCGCCCACAAUCCCAUUGGCCACGCCUCUGAUCCGGCCAAGCUCUGCAACGCUACGAUCACAUUCGUUGAGUCGAAGUGGCUCCGCCCAUCGCGUACCCCAUAGCAACAGCCUAGGGACCAUUCACUCCAAUAUUGGAGACUCACUUACAAACCUGAGGAGUAAAGAGCAGGAGUUGGAGUUGGUGAGACAGACCUUGGCUGCUCUGACUGCAAUGAGGAUUCGAUUUCCUGGCAAGACGGAGGAAGAAGCAGAGGCAGUGCUAGAUGAUAUACUUGACAACUGGAGAUACCAUAAACCAAAGGUGGCCUCCUAUUGGUUAGUGAAGUUGGACUCAACCAAACAACGAAAGGUGCUAGAUAUAGUCCGUACAAAUGUCCGCUCCGCACUGCAGCGGAUCUGGAGAGAGCCAGAGGUGGAGAACCUUCACCUGUACAGGCUGUUCACCCGCGUCUUUAACCGUCUCCUCUGGAGCCACGGCCAGGGGCUGUGGAAUUGCUUCUCCCACACUGGGUCAUCGUGGGAGACCGUCUUCAGCAGGAGCAGUGAGGUGGUAUCGCCUCAGGAGCUGCAGUGCUGCCGGCGGCUGGUCCAGCUGUGCAGAGACUGUCUGCUGGUCGUUUACAAGUUUGUUUCUGAGUCCAGAGGCUCUCUGACUGGUCUGAGCCCUGAAUGGGAUGACACCAGGUAUCUGCUGCCAGUCACCUCCCUGUUCAAGUGGCCUUCGUCCAGCUAUGGCCGCAUUUCGUCGUCGGCCACUGCCCCGCGCUCUCGCAGUCUCCUCGCUGCCAGAAUGGGACACUACUAAGAUCACCGUGGUUACACUCUGGCUUCUGACGCCGUGACAUUUGACCUCAAUCUCUAUCCGAUACCUUCAUAAACAGCAGUAAACGUACAUGAACAUGGGGCCAACCUAAACAGAGCUCCAGACUUUUCGCCAAAUCUUUUACGGAAGAACGUCAAUGGGCAAGAUAAUGUUGACUUGCAUUUUUUUUAUUUUAUUUAUUUAUUUAUUUAUUUUGGUUGAUGCCCGCCCUUCUUAAACCAGCAGACCACCUUUAUCUUCACCUCUUCUCCCUGGUAACUCCAGACUUCGUGGGCUUGGCUGCUAUCUUUUCUUGUUAACUUUUAGGUGUAUAGUCCUACUUCUUGUCUUGGUACUGUAAAAGUGAAGAAUAACAAGAUACUAAGCAAUGCAAGGAUAUUUAUUAUUUAUUUUUUAAGGUGUUUUCACUGGAUGCAAAACAGAUGUGGAUUGAUAACUUUUCACUAUUUUGCAAAUGAUGACAAAAAGCUUAUUUUUGCUGGCUUGUUAUUAUGUUUGUACACUGAGUUUAUAAUUAUGUUGAAACUGUCACUUUACUUUUUCGCCUCGAAGAAGAUACACGCCCAGAAUGCACCAUGUUUUACCGCCAUGUUUAGAAUGUUGAUGUAGUAUGCCAAAUUGAGUACCUCUCAGGCCCUUAGCGGUGCUCCCCAUGCUAAGUGUCUGAGGGUACGUCGGUCCUAUAUGCACUAUACGGUUUGUCACUGACUGGGUGCACAUAACUGUACUGUCUGCAUGUCCAGAAGAGUUUAGUAGUAGUUAGACAGAGGAGCUGCAUUCGCAAUAUACUUGAAGUUUUGUGUUGUCAUUUAUUAUGGUGUCUUUGUCCUGACUGCACUCCACUGUUAAGUUUGUUACCUGAAGUUUGGAUGCUGGGCGCUGUGUUAGGUUUUUGUAGGGCACUUUGAAUGAUUCGGCUCAUCAGCUCAAAUGUAUUGUACUGUAACAACGAUAAUUUGCCUGAGAUGAGCAGCUGCACCCUCU